CGCACCCGCCGCCCUCACCGCCCUCACCCCUCCCAGUGCUGCCGUAAAUCCAACCCGUGGCCGCCAAGCGAUCCCGACUCUGUGCGACUGGGUGUGCGCGCGCACGCGGCCGAGCCCCGACUCGCUUUACGGCAGUAGUUUGAGCGCGUGACGUUGGCCCUCGGCUUCAGUUCGCACGUGGCGCCCGAGGAGGCACGGUGUCCCUGAAGUCUCUUCUGCUUCCGCAGCGUCCACUGCCAGCAUGAAACGGCCAAAGUUAAAGAAAGCAAGCAAACGUAUGACCUGCCAUAAGCGGUAUAAAAUCCAAAAAAAGGUCCGAGAACAUCACCGUAAAUUAAGGAAGGAAGCUAAAAAACGGGGUCACAAGAAGCCUAGGAAGGACCCUGGAGUUCCAAAUAGUGCUCCCUUUAAAGAGGCUGUUCUUCGUGAAGCUGAACUAAGGAAACAGCAGCUUGAAGAACUAAAGCAGCAGCAGAAACUUGAUAGGCAACAAGAAAGGAAAAGAAAACUUGAAGUUAACCCUGGUGAUGAGCAAUUCAAUGUGGAACCUAAGCAGGAAUGUGAAGAACCCAAAACGAAGAGAGCUAAAUCAGGAAAACAGAAUCCAAAGAAGUUGCACUGUCGGGAACUUAAAAAGGUGAUUGAGGCCUCAGAUGUCGUGUUAGAGGUUUUGGAUGCCAGAGAUCCUCUUGGCUGUAGGUGUCCUCAGGUCGAAGAAGCUGUUGUCAAAAGUGGACAUAAGAAGCUGGUACUUGUAUUAAAUAAAUCAGAUCUAGUACCAAAGGAGAAUUUGGAGAACUGGCUAAAUUACUUGAAUAAAGAAUUGCCAACAGUGGUGUUCAAAGCCUCAACAAACAUGAAGUACAGAGAGAAGAUCCUCAAGGUAAAGAAGAAACCUGUUCCAUUGCAAAGUAAAACCUGCUGUGGCAAGGAUGCACUCUAUAAGCUUCUUAAAAGUUUUCAGCAGUCAUGUGGGAAAGAUAUUCAGGUUGGAGUAAUUGGUUUCCCAAAUGUGGGGAAAAGCAGCAUCAUUAAUAGUUUAAAACAAGAAUGGAUAUGUAAUGUUGGAGUUCCCAUGGGACUUACAAGGAGCAUGCAGGUUGUCCCUUUGGACAAGCAGAUCACAGUCAUAGAUAGUCCAUGCUUCAUUAUUUCACCCAGUAACUCCCCUACUGCACUUGCUCUCCGGAGUCCAACAAGCAUUGAAGUACUAAGACCACUAGAGGCUGCCAGUGCCAUUCUAUCCCAGGCUGAUAGUCAACAGGUGGUUUUAAAAUACACUGUCCCAGAGUUUAAGGAUUCUUUGGAUUUUUUUACUAAACUUGCUCAGAGAAGAGGUCUGCACCAAAAGGGUGGAGGCCCAAGUGUGGAAAGUGCUGCUAAGCUGCUGUGGUCUGAGUGGACAGGUGCCUCAUUAGGUUACUACUGUCAUCCUCCUGCUUCCUGGACUCUUUCUCCACAUUUCAGUGAGAGUGUUACAGAAAACAUGAAGAGGGGCUUUAAUGUGGAGGACUUAGAAAUGAGUAAUGCACACAGCAUACAAGUCCUCAAGGGCCUUCAUUUAACUAACAGAAUCCUUUUCCGGUCUUCGGGCCUGACAAAUGGAAUAAUAGAAGAAACAGACAUACCCGAAGAAUUGCCAAGACACAAAGAAAACAGACAGGGUGGUGAAGAUGAUGGAAAUGGUGAUGGUGAAAAUAAUGCAGACAUCUCAGAUGCACCCCCUGUAGAAGAUACCACAGAGAUGUUACCUGUGGAAUCAACAGCAAGUAAACCAUCUGACAGCUCAUUUGCCGUGGAUAAAAUGCGUAAAGAGGAUGAUGAUGUCUAUGACUUUAGAACAGAUUAUGUAUAACUGCUACAGAUGUUAAUGUUUUGUGUACAGUGUCCCAGACUGGUUUGGCACAAACUGUAAAUCUUGUGAAUAUGUAUCAUAUAUAUAUAAAAGCAAACUACAAAAGUGCUUACAUGCA
Arvicola amphibius (Eurasian water vole) is the source of this 1973-nucleotide messenger RNA. RefSeq names its product G protein nucleolar 3 (gene Gnl3). Gene Ontology annotation, cellular component: nucleolus. Gene Ontology annotation, molecular function: GTP binding. The coding region runs from base 242 to 1855 and encodes 537 amino acids. NCBI's taxonomy places the organism in Eukaryota, Metazoa, Chordata, Mammalia, Rodentia, Cricetidae. The record is from RefSeq and is a predicted model, not a curated record. The transcript is spliced from 15 exons.